Messenger RNA from Catharus ustulatus (Swainson's thrush), 7111 nucleotides. It is a transcript of the gene PRKG1, whose product is annotated as protein kinase cGMP-dependent 1. Gene Ontology annotation, biological process: protein phosphorylation. The record is from RefSeq and is a predicted model, not a curated record. The transcript is spliced from 18 exons. Gene Ontology annotation, molecular function: ATP binding; cGMP-dependent protein kinase activity. NCBI's taxonomy places the organism in Eukaryota, Metazoa, Chordata, Aves, Passeriformes, Turdidae. Bases 1364 to 3379 code for a protein of 671 amino acids.
GACCAGGGAGUCUGUCCCUAAAGGCUUGGCACGAGAUUCCAUGGGUUGGGAUGUGGACCCUGAGCGGUUCCUGGGUGCCCUGAAUGCCCAAGGCCUGGCUGUGGGGGCUGGGAAAAACCCCCUCCCCUUCAGCAAGGGGCUCCUGAAAUCCCUCCUUGGAAACAAGAGUGGUUUGGGAGGGAAAAGUGAUAGGGGAGCUUAUGGUGCCCUUUGCCAGCCGGCAUUAAAAAUUCAUGUGCGUGAUGGGCUCUUCCAAAUAAGUCCAGGAAGGAUGAGUUCCUCCCUCCCUGACAUGCUGGCAAAGCACUCCGGCUGCUUCCCCGCGCAGGUGGCACCAGGGCCCCGAUGUCUGUGCCUGGGGACGGGCUCUGCUCCCUCAGGGCAUGGGGUGCAGGCUGUCCGUGCACAGCGGGAUGAGGGAUACCGGGUGGCUGGAAAGCUGCGUGUCCCACAGGAGGGUGGGGGCUGUGCUGGGGGGUGACCUGGAGGGCAGGGAGCAAGGAAUCCUGGUGGGAAGGGUGUGGAGUCCUGGAUGGGGAGGGAUGCAGGUACCCGAGAGGGGUGGGAUGUGCGGUGCCCCAGCCGUGAGGUACACGGGAUAAUCUGGGCAAGGAAGGAUGGAGGGAGGCGUGCAAGGUGCCCAGGUGCCCUGCCAAGGGGGAUACCCAGCAGGGACCAACAGGGGAGUGCUGAGGGUAACACAGCCUGGAACGUGGGGCGAGGAGAGAGGCGGCAUGCUGAGCUCCUUGGCGGGGCGGGAUGGGAGGCAGAGCUCCCGGGGUGGAGAGCCGCGGUGCUGAGUUCCCGAGGCGGGAGGAAUGGGAUGCUGAGCUCCCGGCGGGGAGGAAUGGGAUGCUGAGUUCUCGGGGGGGCCGGGCCGGGAUGCUGAGCUCCCGUGGGGGAAGGAAUGGGAUGCUGAGCUGCCGGGGAUGCUGAGCUGCCAGGGAUGCUGAGCUGCCGGGGGCCGGGCCGGGCGGGCCGGGGGGCGGCUCCACGUGGCUCAUUAGCAGGAGGCAAUUUAAUAUUUAUGAAGUGUUCUUGUUUGAAUCCCAAGUCUUCGGCUCCAGUUACAAGGAGCUGCGUCACCCUGCGAUCACAUGGUAAUUGUUGCUAUUUCCAGGAUCCCAGCCUCGCAGAGUGGCACAAGAGCUCUUUCCCCUUUUCUUGUCCUUUUUCCCCGCCGCCUUUUCCCUUGUUGGCCGCUGUUUUCGGGGCGGUUUUCGCUGGCCCCUCGGCCGGCUCGGCGCUGGCGGGGCGAUGCCGGGGCCGCUGCUCUGAGCCGGGGCGGGCGCAGCCGCUCCCCCGCCCCUGCCCCUGCCCGGGAGCCGCUCCAUGAGAGCGGGACCGGCCCGGCGCCCCCAAAAUGACCGAGCUGGAAGGGGACUUCACCAAGCUGUUGCUGCUGAAGGAGGAGCGGAUCAAGGAGCUGGAGCGGCGCCUGGGGGAGAAGGACGAGGAGAUCCAGGAGCUGCGGCGGCGGCUGCACAAAUGCCAGUCCGUGCUGCCGGCCCCCAGCCCGCACAUCGGGCCCCGCACCACCCGGGCGCAGGGCAUCUCGGCCGAGCCGCAGACCUACCGCUCCUUCCACGACCUCCGCCAGGCUUUCCGCAAGUUCACCAAGGCCGAGAGGUCCAAGGAGCUAAUAAAGGAAGCGAUCCUUGACAAUGACUUCAUGAAGAACCUGGAAUUGUCCCAAAUCCAGGAGAUUGUGGAUUGUAUGUACCCUGUGGAGUAUGGCAAGGACAGCUGCAUCAUCAAGGAGGGAGAUGUGGGUUCCCUGGUCUACGUCAUGGAAGAUGGGAAGGUUGAAGUGACAAAAGAGGGAGUGAAGCUCUGCACCAUGGGACCUGGCAAAGUUUUUGGGGAGUUGGCCAUCCUUUACAACUGCACCCGGACAGCUACUGUCAAAACUCUCGUAAAUGUGAAACUUUGGGCUAUUGAUCGGCAAUGUUUUCAAACAAUAAUGAUGAGGACUGGCCUCAUCAAGCAUACUGAGUAUAUGGAAUUUUUGAAAAGCGUUCCUACAUUCCAGAGCCUUCCAGAGGAGAUCCUCAGUAAGCUUGCAGAUGUCCUGGAAGAGACUCACUACGAGAGUGGAGAGUACAUCAUCCGCCAAGGGGCUCGAGGAGACACCUUCUUUAUAAUCAGCAAAGGAAAGGUGAACGUUACCCGGGAGGACUCUCCCAGUGAAGAUCCCGUCUUUCUCCGCACUCUGGGGAAGGGGGAUUGGUUUGGAGAAAAAGCCCUCCAAGGGGAAGAUGUCAGAACAGCCAACGUCAUCGCAGCUGAAGCGGUCACUUGUCUGGUCAUAGACAGAGAUUCCUUCAAGCACCUGAUCGGGGGCCUGGACGAUGUCUCCAACAAAGCCUAUGAGGAUGCAGAAGCAAAAGCAAAAUACGAAGCCGAAGCUGCCUUCUUUGCCAACCUGAAACUGUCGGAUUUCAACAUCAUCGACACCCUGGGAGUCGGAGGCUUCGGGAGAGUGGAGCUGGUGCAGCUGAAGAGCGAGGAGGCCAAGACGUUCGCCAUGAAGAUCCUGAAGAAGCGGCACAUCGUGGACACGCGGCAGCAGGAGCACAUCCGCUCCGAGAAGCAGAUCAUGCAGAGCGCCCACUCCGACUUCAUCGUCAGGCUCUACAGGACGUUCAAGGACAGCAAGUACCUGUACAUGCUGAUGGAGGCCUGCCUGGGGGGAGAGCUCUGGACAAUUCUCAGGGACAGGGGUUCAUUCGAGGAUUCCACAACCAGGUUUUACACGGCAUGUGUGGUGGAAGCCUUUGCCUACUUGCAUUCCAAAGGGAUCAUUUAUAGGGACCUCAAACCAGAGAACCUCAUUCUGGAUCACCGAGGUUAUGCCAAGCUGGUCGAUUUUGGCUUUGCAAAGAAAAUAGGAUUUGGAAAGAAAACAUGGACUUUUUGUGGCACCCCAGAGUAUGUAGCCCCCGAGAUCAUCCUGAACAAAGGUCACGACAUUUCAGCAGACUACUGGUCCCUGGGAAUCCUGAUGUAUGAGCUCCUGACUGGCAGUCCCCCUUUCUCAGGCCCAGACCCCAUGAAGACCUAUAACAUCAUAUUAAGGGGAAUAGACAUGAUCGAAUUUCCAAAGAAGAUUGCCAAAAAUGCUGCUAAUUUAAUUAAAAAACUAUGCAGGGACAAUCCAUCAGAAAGAUUAGGGAAUUUGAAAAAUGGAGUGAAAGAUAUUCAAAAGCACAAAUGGUUUGAAGGCUUUAACUGGGAGGGGUUACGGAAAGGGACACUGACACCUCCCAUCAUCCCAAGUGUCGCGUCUCCCACGGACACGAGCAACUUCGACAGCUUCCCAGAGGACAGUGAUGAGCCACCCCCUGACGACAACUCAGGAUGGGACAUAGAUUUUUAAUGUUAUUUCUCUUACCUGCUUCUGCCUUGCUGAGGACAGCUUUUCCUGGGACGUGGCUGCCAGCGGAACGGGAAGACCGGAACUGGGGAGGAUUCGUGCUCGGGGUCACCAUGAUGCCUUGAUUGAUGCUGCUCCAGUAACUCCAGUGGCAUUAGGACUUCUUGCUUAGUGACAGUAGUGCUCUCCAUGUUUUCUGUUGGAACGUGACCUGGUGUGGGCAUGGUGGUCCUGACACAGAGCCUUUCUCCGGCACAGAACUCCUCCUCUGUGGCCACAGAGAUCCUGGCACACUCCUGAUUAGCAGAGUGAGAGAUCCGUAGAGUAAGAGGCACUUAAUUCCAGCUGCUUUUUCCGUAGGAUCAGUAGUAACUUAUGAAGUGCUGCAGCUACUCCAGUGCAGGAUUUGGGCUAUUCCCACCCUCUGAGCUCCACAGGGCAGUGCUGGAGCCCAGGAGGAGCACGGGCAAAGCACUCCCAUCAAAGCAGGGGGGAAUGUGUCCUUUUCCUUUCCUAGCAGUAUUCCCGACGAGACUGAAUGUUCCCUUUCCUCUUUGUUUUGGAAAUGUUUUGGCUCAGCCUGGUCAAACAAAAGCACAACUGCUGCAGAUGCUGUCAAGGCAGAGUUGGGUUGCUUCCCUCACAUGGCAGCACCACCUUUGAGCUUCGGUUCUCCUUUCCCUUGGUACCAAUCCAUGCAUGGAAAAAGAAAAUCAUGGAAUUCAUCCAUUGUACAUCUAUUGAUCCAUUUCACAGUGCUCCAAUCACGGUCCUGAGCAAAGCAACAGCAGCCCACCAGUCUGGUUAGGUAUGAAAUUAAGGAUAACUUUGACCUUUUUAGGCCCAAAGGGAAAAACAUGUGAUGUCCUUUCGAGGUGCUACAUCCAUUCCUCACCUGGGAAGAAACCUGUCCCUGAACCAUCCUGUCAGGAAUAUGUAGCAGAGGCUCCGUGCUCCCUUUUGAUGAUUCCAGGUCUCCAUGUCUGCAUCUCUUCCAUGUUUAAAGAAUCUCAUUAAAAUAGAAAUACUGGGCCAGUCUGCUGGCCCUGAUGGAACAUUGCCAGUAAUCCUGAUGCCCCUGCAGGCUAAGGAGCUCCACAGGAAAGUCAGUGGAAUUCAAUGGGAAAUGGAUAUUGAAGAUCCCUGUGAGGUCUCCAGCAUGCCAGAUCCACAAGAUUGUGUUUAACACAGGGAUGGUCAAAUCCCUAUGGAAAAAAGAACUGGGGAAAACAAUAUAAUCAGGAUAUGCUUUUCCCUCACUUCUACUGCUUUUCCUUUGCUCUAAUUCCCUCCUCUGGUUUAUAGGAUGCAGCAGAGGGAUCCUGUCCUGGGUGCCCAUUUGUUGCAUACACCCAGGACUAAAGGUUUUCCCAUUAUCCAACAGGAAGCAUCAGCUUUUGGUCUCUCUGAGAGACCUUGCCCCAAAAAAUCACAGAAUCAUGGAAUGGUUUGGCUUGGAAGGGACCUUAAGGGUCCUCUCAUUCCAGCCCCUGCCAUGGGUGAGCGGGUACUGCCUCCUUUGGUCUCAGCUGCCAGGAGCUGGCUGUGGAAAGAUCAAGCCUUGCUGAUGAGAACUCUUCCCACGUAUGACAUGGCAAUGGUCUGCUUGAGCAGUAAAAAGUUCCUUCCCUGAUGCUGAAUCCCAACUCUCUUGCAUGUUUUUCAUUAAAGGAUGUAAUCAAAAGGGUAUUUUGAUGGCGUGGGCCGUGUCUGCUGUUUAACGUGAGCUGGGUCGUGUGACACCUUUGAAACCAGUCUGUGGCUCUGCAAUUCCCUGUGUUUCCCAAAGGGUGAAGCCACACCUCUGGCACAGUCACUUCUGCUGCUCUUUAACCAUUAAAACUUCAUUUGCCUUCAAAUUCACAGGGAAAAGGCAGCUCCUGCUGGCUUUUCCACCUUUCUCCAAGGGAUGGACAGCACUGAGAGCCAAGGCUGAGCACGAGGGCUAAAACAUUCACCAGGCAUCUAAAACAGGCCUAACAGCCAAAUGCUUCCCUCCCAUCCCCCUGAGUUCUCACUCCAUGGGGACAGCUUUCUGUAGGAGUUUAUCCCAGGAUGGUGACACCUGAUGCACUUGGCAGGCAAGGAGGGGAAAGCACCACAAGGAUUUGGGGAUCCACCUGAAAACGUGGGCAGGAAGGAGGGACUAGAAUGGGCUGAGGAGUUUGGUUUCUUUUUCCUGUCCCUUUUUUCCUUGUGCCAGGCAUGGGAAUUGACACCUGCAGCGUGCACUGUGCUGAAUCUGAGUUUAUUUUGAUAUCAAACACCUCACUCGACUUCCAUGGCCUCUCUUGAGCAUUAACACUUUGCAUAUGUAUAUGAUAAGCCUUCAGUUAUAAUAAUAUAUUUAAGUUGCUUUAUAUAUAUCUCUAUAUAUCCACAACAAGGGGUUGCCUCUGUGUUUCCACCUCCUGUCCUUAUUUCUUUGUCUCCUUUCCUGAUCUAUGGGACGACAGCGUUUGUAGGGAAGGGGGAAUCGGCUCCCGUGUUUCCAGAGGGGGCUUUGAUUGGUGUUGUAGCUUCUCCUGGAGCUGCAAUGCCCACAGCAAACUCUUCUUCAACAACAGGACCACGAGCAGAUAUUUCUGUAAAUAGGUAUUUUCGUGUCGAUGUUAUGUGGGUCACACAGAACUUUCUGUUCUUUUCCAGUUCCAUGGCAUUAUUCCUUCAUUUCCUUAUUUGUAAUGUAAUGUUUUUAGGUCGAGGUAGACUUGAAUUAAUGUCAUAUUUGUCAGUAUGAUUGAACUUUCUGUCAGCUGUCCUGUUCACCCACCUGUCCCAUAGUUCUAGAACGUCACUGGCUAUCUGGCAUUGUUGCAAGUGCCUUAAAUCCAUGGCAUCUUAUUUAAAAAAAAAAAAAGACAAAUUUGGUGUUAUGCUGCAUGACAAAGACAAACACACCUCAAACUGUCGUCCUUUCUUAGCUUGCUGCGUUUUACAGUUCUUUCUGCUACCGAUUUCUAAGCCUUUAUUAUCUGAUCUUGAUGAAUUACAGAAAUGAUGACGUCGUUCUCUGAUUUCUGUUCAAUGUACCAGAGCUGUGUAUCUGUUAAUGAGAUACAGAGUCAUUUCUGUGAAAUGUAUAAAUGUGAUGUGCGGGUCAAAUUAAUCUCUGACAUCCUAGCAGUCUGUAGACAGGUAUUCCUGUUUUGCUAAGCUCUGCAGAUCUCACCCAUCCGUGCUGUCCCACACAGCCCCCCUCGGGAAUCUCCCACCUGGGAAAAAUCCACCCCAGCGGCGUUUUCCUGACCUGAAACCCCGGUGCAAAGACAAGGCUCGUUUGCACCACUCAACCAAACAGGAUCUGUGCUUCUCCCUGCCCCAUUCCCUGCAUCCACGGGGAUGAGCCCUGCAAGCUCCUCCACGGCUCCCCAGCCUUGGGUGCUCUUAGGGCUUUCUCAGAAAAAGGGGAAAUUCCCAUUUGGAGUUGCCUCUCCCCCUCGAGUCCCGAUUUACGCUGGUUUUACCCGAGCCCUUUGUUUUAUACUCUGAUUUUCUCUCCUUCCACGGCAGAGGUUUUGUUUGUUGGGCAGAUGUCGGUCACGCCCCGGCCAUCGGCCGCUUGCACUCUUUGGAUGUUGACUGAGAAACUUCGGGGUUUUUUUUUUUGGUUUUUUUUUUUUUUUUCAUAAACUUCCAUGGCUUUUGUUUCGCUCUGUACUCCCCCUGCAGCUGUAAUUGCCGAGUGCCUGUUGUAUACUUUAUAGAGUUGAAAUAAAAAUAAUUACUUUUGAA